ACCCUCCUAUUUUCAAUUUUCCAUAUCCCACUCGAAAACUCUCCCCUAAUAUUGCCAAAAAAAAAAGGAAAAAAAAAAAAAUCACUGUAUCCUCUGUAUCUUCUUCCCCACUCCUCAGCAAACACAACGGCAAAGAAGGCGUCUCUGAUGAUUUGAAGAUCAAAGUUUUCCAGAAAUCGAAUUCCAUAGUCACUAGCUCGCUCUGUCUCUUUCUAUGUCCUAGGUAAAUCCCUCAUUUUCUUUUUCCGAUUUCAAAUUUGUUAAGAUUUGGGGGGUCUUUAAUCGAAUUGAAGAGAGGGGUUUUGUAUGUACCCUUUGGUAAAGCAAAUACUUUGCAUUCCCAGAACACUGACUUUUUACUCUAGCUUAAUUGAAUAUUGCCUCUCACUGAAGAAGUCUGUGAAUUACACCAAAAUAGUACAUGGGCAAUUGAUAAAAGUUGGGUUUAAUUCUCACACAUUUUUUGGUAAUCGUUGCCUUGAACUUUAUACUCGGAGUGGGUCCGUUGAUGACAUUCUUAAAGCAUUUGAUGACAUAAAAAUUAAGAAUACUAUAUCAUGGAAUGUUUGCUUGAAAGGGUUGUUGAAUUGUGGACGCGGGGAUAUGGGUCAAGUUUUGUUUCAAAAGAUGCCUGAACGAGAUGUUGUUAGUUGGAAUUCUAUGAUUUCGUGGUACGCCUCGUGUGAACGUAGUGAUUGUGUGUGGGAGAGAUUCCGGGAAAUGUUGUAUGUGGGAGUGAAGCCAAGUGGGUAUACUUACUCAAUUGUUGUGUCUUUGGUGUUUGAUGAUGUCCUCUUGGGCAAGGAGCUUCAUGGUCAGAUGAUUAGGAGUGGUUUAAUCAGGUCGAACGUGGUUCUAGGGAAUUCUUUAAUCCAUAUGUAUGGUAAGGUGGGUCUAAUUGGCUAUGCCGUUGGUGUGUUUAUGAGUAUGGAAUAUUUGGACUUGAUCUCUUGGAAUUCAUUGAUCAUUGGAUUUUGUAAAGCUGGGUUUGGUGAAUUAGGACUUGAUCAGGUUUCUUCGAUGAGAUACUUUGGGUAUUUACCCGAUGAGUUCACAUGUUCUGCAGUUAUCACUUGCUGUACGAAUUUGAAAAACCUGGAAAAGGGUAAGCAAGUUUUUGCCUUCUGUAUCAAGGUUGGCUUUCUUUGCAAUUCCAUUAUCUCGAGUGCCAUUAUUGACCUCUUCUCGAAAUGCAACAGAUUGGAGCAUUCAAUUCAGCUCUUCAAAGAACUUGGAAGACUCGAUUCUGCAGUUUGCAAUGCUAUGAUUUCAAGCUAUAUGUCUCAUGACAUUGGUGAGAGUGCUAUUCAACUGCUCAUACUAAUGCUGAGGAAAGAUAUUAGGCCUACAGAAUUUACCCUUAGCAGUAUUCUGGCCUCCAUUUGUGGGAUGCAAGUGGUGGUGCAAGGAACUCAAAUUCAUUCUUUGGUGGUUAAGACAGGUUUUGAUAUUGAUUGUAUUGUUUGUAGCUCACUUAUUCAAAUGUAUGCAACACUUGGGUUAAUCGAUUAUGCAAUAAGAAUUUUUGCAAGCAUGACCUCGCCAGAUCUGAUAUCUUGGAAUACCAUGAUUAUGGGUUUGACUCUGAAUGGGAAAUUACUUAAUGCUGUAGACACUUUUAAAGAACUACAUAGAAAAGGUCCACUGCCAGAUCAAAUAUCACUAACAGGAGUUCUACGAUCUUGUAGCUAUGGAGGUUUUGUUGAUGAAGGAAUUGUUAUAUUUUCGAAAAUGGAGGAAUAUUAUGGUGUUAGACCCUGCUAUGAGCAUUAUGCUUGCCUUGUAGAACUCUUGUGUCAAGGUGGUAGGCUCUAUGAAGCAAUGGAAAUUACUGAAAUGCUGCCUUAUGAACCAAGUUCGACGAUUUGGGAAUCUUUACUUCAGGCAUGCACAUUUCAUGGAGAUGUGAGGCUUGCUGCGAAAGUAGCAGUGAGACUGAUGGAGUUGGAGCCGCAGUUAUCUCUACCUUACGUGGUAAUGGGUCGUGUCUAUGAGAUGAGGGGCCAAUGGGAGGAUGCAGUUCGGGUGAAGAAAGCCAUGAAUAGGAAAGUAGUGAAGAAUGUUGUUGGAUGUAGUUGGAUCGAGAUAAAAAAUCAUGUAUACAGCUUUACAGGAGAACAGCUGCAACAACAUACAGGCAGAGAUAUUUACUCCAUUCUCAGAUUAAUGACUUGGGAAAAGGGUGAAACCCUCGUGGAAGUUAAUCCGGCAGAUAUUGAUGCUAUUGCACAUAAUAAAUAUGUCUAAGGUAAUAUGAGACCUUUUCAUGUGCUCAUCCCUCCCUCGAAGAUCAAUGCUACUGGCAGCUGGCUUACUGCUUGUGGAACUCAAGUACAUAUUCUAUAGAUGAUGUCGGGAUACACCUGUGCCCAUGGCCCAGUUGCGUGCCCUCACUUCACAGGGAAUGAAGCAUCUGGGAUCCCGGGGACUGAUUGCUGGUGUUUCAUCUGGAAUGCUUGUUGGGUGCCAUUUGAGCUUUCUCUGGUUCCUAUUGACAAUUUGACAUAUAGAAAUAACAAGAUGGCUUAUUAGAUUGUGGAAAUAUUUAGCCAGUGACAUUGCUCCCCAUCUUUCAGGUGGAGUUACAUCCUUCACUUGAACAAACCACUGUCAAGAUCAAGAUCAUGAUAAUUUUUUUACAUUAAAAGAUUUCUUUUACAGCACGUUUUGUUUUUGUGUAGUACUUUAUCCACGGCAUAAGGGUGCAUGGAGAUUGAAGAACAUGGCCAUGAGAAUUGCAUCUGAAGAGCUAUAAUUGGAAAAUUUCAAGGUCUGCCAAACUGUUUUUCACUUUGAUACUAUGGAAGAGCAAUAUGAGAAACUGGCACCAAGAGCGAUCAAAAUCUGCAAACUAAGAAUGUCCUUUUUCGGUGUGGGGUACUCGGGUAGGAGUCCGGCUGAGAUGAGAAUUGGCUGAUUUAGAUAGGUUUCAAACUUAAUUUACAUUACGUGGUUUGAUGUUACUCUGGCGUUUGCAAAAUAUGUGUUGACUAUGGUUGAUUCUUUGUUGGAAAUGUACAAAAAUGAUGAUACAUUUUGGUGUCAUGAACCAAUACCAUGUUUGGCAUGUGCUAUCUAAAUAAACUCAUUUAGCCAGAUUAAAACUAAGGGUUGAUUCUCUUCAAACUGUGAUGGAGGUAGCAUCGUUAUAAGACGGCCAUCCAAGCGGCAGCACCACGGUCUUCUCUUUCUUUUCGGUAAUGUACCAUAGCAUCAAAUAUUAAUCAAGUGAACAUUUUGUCCA
Spinacia oleracea (spinach) is the source of this 3244-nucleotide messenger RNA. RefSeq names its product pentatricopeptide repeat-containing protein At1g43980, mitochondrial. The transcript is spliced from 2 exons. Bases 307 to 2247 code for a protein of 646 amino acids. NCBI's taxonomy places the organism in Eukaryota, Viridiplantae, Streptophyta, Magnoliopsida, Caryophyllales, Amaranthaceae. Gene Ontology annotation, biological process: RNA modification. Gene Ontology annotation, molecular function: protein binding; RNA binding. The record is from RefSeq and is a predicted model, not a curated record.